CUUUGUUUUGGAGCCCCGAGGCUCUCUUAUAGAAGACAUGAGGGAAAAGGCAAAAGAGACUCAGGCGGGAAUGGCCCACCUCGCGGUAAGCAGCAGCUAG
Messenger RNA from Eimeria tenella, 100 nucleotides. RefSeq lists its product as uncharacterized. The annotation marks the transcript as partial. NCBI's taxonomy places the organism in Eukaryota, Apicomplexa, Conoidasida, Eucoccidiorida, Eimeriidae. The transcript has a single exon. The record is from RefSeq and is a predicted model, not a curated record.